AUGUGCUUUUGUUAUACUGACAAUAGCAACAUAACUAUACAAUCAGUUAUAAUUGAUUUAAUAAAACAGAAAGAUUCCAGAUACGAUGAAAAGACUUAUAACAACAAUAAAACCAGCGGCAGUAACACCAGCACCAUUAAUUAUGCACCGAGUCUAAUUAUUGUUCUUGGUGACAAAUCACGUCAAUUUAUUGAAACUGAAUUAAAAAAACUAUUAACAAAACGGGCUGAAUCUUCUUCUGACGAUGACCAUCUGUUAACUAUUAAUGAUAUACGACGUUUAGAUAAGGAUAUUAAAAUCUUGUUUUUAAAUAAAUUACAAUACCUUUUCAUGUAUUUGACUUACCUUGAAGUCGAUAGCGAUCUAAAUUCAAAUAAGUUCCAAUACAACAAUAUAAUAAUUUUUGGACUAGAUGAACAAAUGUCGAAAGUCCAAAACGCUAGUGGUAAGAUUGAAAUGAUUAAACUAUACCAAUUAAUAUUAAACAGUUUUUAUUCAUUGAAACAUAAAUUUGAUACUAUAAAUAAAUUGUUGAUAGUAUCAUAUAAUAACAACACGAAGGAAGAAAACGGUAGCGACGUUGAUGAUAAUGACUACAUAAGUUUUAAAAACAUUGAAUUACAAAUCAAUAAUUAUUGCAAAUAUAUUAAUGGACAAUAA
Arxiozyma heterogenica is the source of this 660-nucleotide messenger RNA. It is a transcript of the gene SHU1, whose product is annotated as Shu1p. Lineage: Eukaryota; Fungi; Ascomycota; Saccharomycetes; Saccharomycetales; Saccharomycetaceae. The transcript has a single exon. The record is from RefSeq and is a predicted model, not a curated record. The coding region runs from base 1 to 660 and encodes 219 amino acids.